This is a messenger RNA of Stegodyphus dumicola, 9339 nucleotides long. Its product is annotated as homeobox protein cut-like. Gene Ontology annotation, cellular component: nucleus. NCBI's taxonomy places the organism in Eukaryota, Metazoa, Arthropoda, Arachnida, Araneae, Eresidae. Gene Ontology annotation, molecular function: DNA-binding transcription factor activity, RNA polymerase II-specific; RNA polymerase II transcription regulatory region sequence-specific DNA binding. Gene Ontology annotation, biological process: regulation of transcription by RNA polymerase II. The record is from RefSeq and is a predicted model, not a curated record.
UGCUACUCACACCACCCUAGUAAACGGGUCGCAUUUGUUUUGGCGCCUGCGAAGUUGGCACGCCGGCCGAGCCUCUCGCGCCGCGAUUCGCUGAAGGGGUCGGCGGGACGCCCUCUCGCGGUCGGAGAAGGUGAGUUUCGCGGGCAAUUCCGAUCAGUGACGAGAGAAAUCGGCGACGCUUUUCAACUUUCCAUCCUCCGCUGCCUCCAGUUUUAGAAAGCUCGCAGCAUGCUUACAGAAAAAGAUACCAAGAAAGUCCAAUGAGGGUGGAAUCUUCAACAAUGUCUGAUCCCUCCUGCGGCCUUCACAGGGCAGCACUAGGAGAAGAAUGUUUGGAUGAUGAGGGCGAAGACGAAGAGCAGACGAAAGACCGCCUCGGACGACGAGAGGAGGAGGAGCAAAUGACGCAAUCCCCCGAUGCUCUCAUAGGCUCUAUUAACCUUCACAUGGAACUAGCUACAAAGAAAAGAGAGGUGUCUCAUCUAGUGGAUGAAAUGCAACGACUGCAAUCCAGUAUUAAUAAUUUAAAGGAAAUGAGUACCUCCAAAAUUGCUCAGUUGCAAGAUAUGGUGACUGAAAAAGAUAGAGUUAUUAAAGAUUUGGCUGAAAAGUUACUAAGGCAACAAGAUUAUACAGAUUUAAAGAGAGAACUUAGAUUGCUGAAAGCUUUAGAUAUGGGUGGAUGGCAGUCCUGGGGUAAUGAACAAGUGGAAGUUGGAUCGCCAGCAAAUGACAAAUCUCCGUCUGAACCAGCAGACACAAAUGGAGCGAGAAUGACUCCAUCCUCAGGUGACGAAAGUGGUGGUGGGACUGAAGAACCAGCUUCUGUAUCUACUCCUCCCUCGGCAUCCUCGGUAGACACCGUAGACACUGUAUCUACAGAACAACUGCAACGUUGUCUUCGCAUCAAUGUAGAUCGAUUUUGUGGCGAACCUUUAAAUACUCUGACUAUAUCUAGAUGUGUUCGUGAGCUCCUGAGUGUCAAUAAUAUCGGACAAAGGCUCUUCGCCAAGUUAGUCCUCGGGCUCUCACAGGGUACAGUUUCCGAAUUGCUUUCAAAGCCAAAGCCUUGGGACAAGUUAACCGAGAAAGGUCGAGAUUCCUAUAGAAAAAUGCAUGCUUGGGCUUGCGACCAACAUUGCGUUAUGUUGCUAAAGUCUCUUCUUCCCAAAAAGGGACGAGAUGGUUCUUCGAAACCGGAAAUAGAAGAACGGAAUCUUCCACCAACCUCUGAAGCGCAAUGUCCGACUUCGAAUGCUGAAGACAGCACAACUGCUCCUGAGGUAUCCGUUGCAUCCCAACAAAUGCAGCAUAAGGAUAUACGGCACCAUAUGCAUCACGUAGGACACCACCCACUGUAUACCGACGUAAUGAACGGUUCGAAAGCGUUCUGCCACUAUGGUCCGGAGUUUCCGCCAGUUAUGCUGGCUCACAUUUAUCAAGAAGAACUUCUUAAGCUGAUUGGGAAACGAUACCUUGAUUGCUCUACAGGGAAACGAAUGAAAGAAGGGCAACCUGAAGAACAGGCGAAACAAGCUCAAGAUGAGAUUCGGCAAGCCUUAGCUAUCUACCACCGGGAACUCACCUUACUGGCUGCUCAAGGAGCCCACCAUCCUGAUGCUUCAUGCCAUUCAUGUCCGCUGCACAGAAGACCCGACUGUGGGAUUCCUUACUGUAGAGACCAACCUCCUUGCUGUAUGCCUCAUCCUCAACAACAAAGUGCACAUGAACAUUCAAGUUUUUUCUCCUCCGAUGCCAUGAAAGUUUUAUCACCUUAUUCUGGCGCAUCACCUCUCAUCCCUUUACCUCCUGAGGGACAACAGACAACAAAUUCCGAAGAAUCUUCUCCUCUUCAAAGGAUGCAAUCUAUUACCAAUUCUUUGCUGAACCAGGCAGCAACGCCAAGUUUUAAUACGUUGCCACAGCGGCCUAUGAAAGCUGUACUACCUCCCAUCACGCAACAGCAGUUCGACCAUUAUAACAAUUUAAACACAGAAGACAUAGUCAAGCGAGUGAAAGAACAGUUAUCUCAGUACUCCAUCAGUCAGCGGUUGUUCGGGGAGAGUGUCUUGGGACUGUCGCAGGGCUCCGUCUCCGACCUGCUGGCGAGACCCAAGCCCUGGCACAUGCUUACACAAAAAGGCAGGGAACCAUUUAUCAGAAUGAAAAUGUUCCUGGAGGAUGAGAACGCGGUUCACAAGUUGGUCGCUUCGCAGUACAAAAUAGCCCCGGAGAGACUCAUGCGAAUGGGCGGCUAUGGUGGCGUGCCGCUUCCUCCAGGAUCCAAUCGAUUUAGUCCGGUGAGUUCAGCAGAGCCCACUUACCCAUCUCAUCGUCAGACACCAGUGAAACCAUCUCAUCCUUCAUCUCCUCAACCUCCUUCAACACCAGAGAGUCCCUCGGCGCCCCUCACUGCCCAUAGCCCAUCAGGUAGCGCUGCGUUGCCUUCCAGUGGCAAUCUUAAAGGCUCUGCAGUAGCUGGCCGAAGGGGAAGCCGUUGUUUGGCCCCUUAUGUCCAACCCUCUGUCUAUGAAAUGGCAGCAGUGACCACCGAUCUUGAUACGCAGAUCAUUACAGCGAGGAUUAAAGAAACACUCACCGUCCACAAUAUUGGGCAAAAGCUUUUUGGAGAAGCCGUACUAGGUUUGUCCCAAGGUUCCGUGAGCGAACUUCUAUCAAAGCCGAAGCCCUGGCAUAUGCUAAGCAUUAAAGGAAGGGAACCUUUCAUUAGAAUGCAACUGUGGCUCAACGAUCCCACAAAUGUUGAGAAAUUACAAGCUAUCAAAACGGAAAGAAGAGAAGCAAACAAGCGAAGAAGGAAUGCUAUUGAUACUGAUGGACCCUCUCCACUUUUGCCUUGUGGGGAACAACAACAACAAUUUCCACUGGAUCCCCUAUUUCUAUAUCCACCAUCAGCCAAGAAACCAAGAAUCCUGUUUUCUGAGGAGCAGAAGGAAGCUCUGAAACUUGCCUAUAAUUUAGAUCCUUAUCCGAGCACAGCUGUCAUGGAAUUUCUAUCAUCUGAAUUAGGACUUUCAAUUCGUACCAUCACAAAUUGGUUUCAUAAUCAUCGAAUGAGAUUGAAGCAACAGAACCAAGAACCAGACACACCACCUUAUCCAACCCCUGAAAGUACAACUUCUUUUGAUCCCAUACGCUUCAGGCUGCUGCUCGGACAACGGUUGGCAGAGAUGUGCAAGAAUCAGCCAGCAACAGCGAAUCAGUUGCUUCCUUAUUUCUCAGAAGCUCAGAGGGCAUUAUGUCCCCCACCAGGAUUGGCUACAGUUUCACAGGUAAUUGGGAAUAUAGAAACGGAGAAUACUUUGGAUCUCAGCAUGUCCAGUCAACAAUAUCCACAAAAGGAUAUUGAGAAGGAUGACGAAACAGAUAAGAGGUCUACUGAAUCAACACCAGCAAGACCUUCAUCUACCACUCAGGUAGCGCACGCCUCCGCUAUAGACUUGACACCUUCUUCUGAAAAGAAUUCAGUAUCUUUUGAUUCCAGGCACUCUCCUCGAGACUUCCCAUCUCCAACUAGUAUAAAAUCAACUUUGGACCUUAGUUUUUCUACUCUUCAGAGAUUAGCUGCCCAAGACUUUUCAUCGAGUGCUAAAAAUAAUAAUUCAGCAAUAGAAACGAUUUCUCAAACUCCAGCACCAGACAUCGAUAACAUCCUCAGAGGAUCAUCAUCGAAGUUAGAUUUCAAACCAGGAAAUGCAGUUAGGGACUCACCUGUAGAUUUGCGUGAAGAAAAACGAUCAAAUAAUUUUGUUUCUGCAAGUGGAGGGGGAAGCAACCGUCGAAAGGCUGCUGUACCACAGUGGGUAGAUCCUGGAUUAGACCUUUCUCCCGAUAGUGAUUUGUGCGGCUUUGAUGAAGAAGACGAUGAUGACGAUAACGAAGAACUUACACAACCAUCUUCCUCCGGAGGUGGCCAAGUUAUAAAUGGCGUUUGUGUGCGCCAAACAGACUUUUCUUCACAUUCGUCAGGGAUAGAUUCCGUCUUGCGCAUUGAACCUACUGAGUUGUCAUUUUGUGGUGCCAACAACAAAGAAAAUGAUAAAUCUAGAAUUGAAAGAGAACAAAAUAUUAGGCGAUUGGAAAGGGCUCUUUCUGAACGCGAAGAAAGGUGGGAUGACAUCAGUGAUGACGAAGAUAUUUGCUCCAGAACUUAAAUUCGGCACAAAAAUUCCUUUUGGGAAGAUUUAAAUCCUUUGACAUAAAAUUCGGGAGUAUGCUUUUUUGCAUUUCGUGAUUUCAGUGAUAUAUUGGAUCCGAAAUGAUAGGUAAAUGAACUCUCUGCUCGAACUAUUGAAAAAGAGUAGGUAACAUUCUCAAACGUUUACGUUCGCCAGUUUCUAUUAAACAUUCAUACAGGGAACAAAAAUUGGCGACGAACAAAAAUUUAUCAUCACAAACAGAUUUUAGAGAUAGAAACAUCAAAUAAAGGAAAUGCAAUUUCAGUAUAGACUGGUAAUUAAAUUAGAAAAGUGAUUUUAAAAAGUUUGAAUUUUUCAUGUAAGUGAAUCAUUGUACAGCUAUCUGAAAUUCGAAAUAUUCCUUGCUAAGGAUGUGCAAUUUUCGAAGGGCAUUGAUUCGCAACAUCAUUUCUUGUAGCCCAUUUACCAUUACAACGCAUUAACGCGGUUGUAGCAUCUGUCGCGUAAACUCGUUGUGGGAGACAUGGUUGAACUUUCGUGCUCAAAUCAAAUGAUCAAAUGAUCAAACAAUUUUUUCCCCCCAAGAGACUUUGUUUGGAAAAUCGAAUCGCCUCACUAGACUUAGUGACCAUUGUGUACUUAAUGUAAAUAAACAGAGCAUCAAAAAAAGUCUUAACCGACCUUCGUUUCUUGUGUCUUCUGCAAGUCAUUUUGUUGACAAGUCAUUUUGUUAUUCCAAACCCUUCUGAGACCUGCGGCAUUAGCUGUGAUAACCGUCGAGCCUUUAUACCUGGAUCCAAAAAACUACGCAACAUUCUCCUCUUCAUAUUGUUCAUACUAAAAGAGAAAUUCUGCAAGACUUAUGAGUUAACUAGAAUGUUAUAUGCAUAUUUCUGACUCUCAUGCGAGCUAUGAAUGUUUACUUAUGCUAUCUCUUUUAGUUUGCGCACUCUGUAGGAGUGAGAUUGUUUAUUUUCCCUACCCUCGGUGGCUCUCUUAUUGUCUCUUUUCAUUAACUUCAUGAAUAUUAAUGCAAAUUAAGUCGAGUUCUGCUCAUAACACAUGUAGCAUACAUCAAAAACCAAAAAAAUUCCUUAAAAUAAAUUUAUUUUAAAAUGUAUUUUCCUUCUUUCAAAAGACUUCAGUAUUAUUAAGCAAAUUUUCAUUUCUAAUAAUGAGCAUUCUCUAAACAAAUUACAAAUCCAUUAACAGAAACAUUAUUAGUUCAUAUAGUUUUAUAAGUAAAUAUUUUACAACUUCUGUGAGGUAUUUUAUCUUUUUGUCUAAAAUUCUUUAUCCUUUUUCCAAAAUUUGUAUGCAUUUCAGAAUCUUUAUCAGACCACUUUAAUCUCUUCUUCAAGGAAUCAGAUUGUUUUAUAUUAUAUUAUUAAAAUGUCAAAUAUACAACGGCGGCUUGUUUGACUUUUUUCAAAUUUUGUAUAUAAACUGACAAAAAAAGAUACCUUAUAAAAAGAUACUUAGAUAUUUAUCUAAAUAUACACUUUACCUUCUCUAAAUUACUUUUCUCUUGAAUUCUUUCUCAGGGCAGAUCUUUCCGUAUACAAGCUGUAAAAUUUAGUAUUCUGUCCCAGAUUCUCUUUGUUUGUCUAGAAGCGUAUGGAAAGAGCUUUUAUUUAAUCAUAAAAUAUUUUAGGUAACAAAUCAACAAUAUUUCUUUUAUGUUAUAUGUGUAAAUCUUCCUUUUGCAUUUCAGACUUGAAUAGAAAUAUCCCCAAACGAGUUAAUUUCUCAUACAGGUAAAUUAGUCAUAUUUCUUUUAUCUUAAUUUAUAGAUUUCUGGAAGACUGCCCUACAAAUUUAGUUUCUUUGUACUCCCACCGUCUUAAAAGGUGAAAUCCAUAAAAUACAUUAGUAUUUAAUUCAACUUUGUUUAAUUAUUAUAUUUAUAUAAUUAUUCUACUAAUUCUUUUCCAGAAUUUUCUGUGCCUAAAUGUAGUACAAAUAUAACUCAUUUCGUUAAAAUUUGGAGGCAUAAAAGUACUUUUAAUUCAUUCCUUUUUAAGUUUCAAAUAAGAAAAUAUAUGUUUAUGAUAGAUUCUUCUUGCAUUAACAUUUCAAAAUUAUAUUUUUAAAAACAUGCAAGUCCAAAACUGCAUAAAACGAAAGUCAUGUUUUGCAAUUUGAUUUUACGUAUUUUGAAUAAUACUUACUGACAAUAUAUUCUGAUGGAACAGGUUAUAAAAAAAUCAAAAUUUAAGAGCAAAUUAUUGUGUUACAUUAGCUAUAUGAUACAAUUUUUUUGCCAGAAGUUGUUGUCUUUGCUUACAUAUAUAAAUGUUAUUUUAAAUGAGCUCGACUUAAAUGAAGAAUAUUCUGUGACUUGCCAUCUUGUAUCGUGACGAAAGAUGUGAAAUAUUAUUAAAUGAUAAAUUUGUAUUUGUUAUUUACUUCUAUUUAUUGUCCAAAAGGAUAUUUAGUGCAAUAUAAGAAUAUCGACAAAAUAGAUUGGUGCAACAUUAGAAGGUAAUGUGUCAAAUUUAAACCACUUCAUUUUGGAGAUUGGCCAUGUGUACUUUGUUUUCUUUUAGGUUUGUGCAUUUUUAUUUUGUGUCAAAUUUUGAUAGUGUACAUAUGUGUCAUACUUUUUAUGGAUUUGAUUAGAAUGGUCGCAAUAAUUUUAACUUGUAGGUCGUUAUUCUAUUAUUAUAAAUACAAUACCUUUAUGUUUUAAUAGUUAUUACUGAAAAAUGUAUGACAUUUCCAAUAAUUCAUUCCAUUUAACAACUUUCAAUGCGUACUUCAGCAUUUUUUUAUUAUGUUUAAACAGCAAAAUUUACUUAAAUGAAUAUUCAUAAGAAAUGCUUUAAAGAAACAUUUAUCUUAAUUUCUUUCAAAGUUACGAAGUUAAAUUUUCGUUAAUGUUUCAAGUUUCAUCAAGCUGAAACGUCUCUAAUUAUACCACAAACAAAUAAAUAAAAUAUUGAAAAAUAAAUGAACACCUUUUGAUGUAAAUGAUGCAAGUUUUGGAUUAUUCUUUUACACAUCUUUUCGUAUUUCUCAAAUAUUAUAUAACAUUUAUUCUCUUUGUUUACAUUUUUACUUUUCUAUCUAUCCCUUUCUUCUUUCCUAUCUGUUUCCAAAUUUAUUCUGAAUUUUAAAAGUAAUAAAUAAUUUCUUCCAUCCGCACUUAUUUAUAUACUUUGAAAUAAAUUCCCCUUUUAAUUAAAUUUUUAAACUCUGAAAGUUUAUAUUGUAUAAAAAAUAAAUAAGUUUUAAAAUAACAAAAACUGAAGUCAUAGUUACACAGUUUUAUAUUUUAUUGAGUGUGCAGUUUUGGCGACUAGGUUUUAAAGUUUUAAUUUCACAUAUUUAGUGCAUAUUCAGACAACAUACACUAAAUAUGUGAUUAGCUAAGCACAUUUAGGGAAUGAGAAUUUUUAGUUUAUAAGCGCUGUGAAAUCAAACUGUCUUUUUUAAUUAAGUUGUAGUAUUAUAUGAUAUAUUUAUGUAGCUUUAAAAUUUAAAAAAGCAAUUUUUCUUGUUUGAUGACAGUUACAUUUGACAUAAUAGUUGAGAUUAAAAUUAAGCCAAAAACAGUCUUACCAACUGAAUAAGCUGAAUAAGGUAUUGUGAAUAAUUUACCAACUGAAUAAGGUAUUGUGAAUAAUUUUCGUAGGAUCAAAGCAUGAAAAAUGUUUAAAUUAGUUAAAUGACUAAUUAUAAUUAGUUGUUGAAGACUUGUUUAUUUUACUUUUUCGAGUAUGGCAUUAAGUUUUUUUUUAUGCAAAAUUUUAACGCUGUUUAAGUUUGGCUAAGAUAUUCAGCAUGCAAAUGUUCUUGAUGAAGACACAAGACUGUAAAAUCUAAAUCAACAUGAUACGCAUGAAUUCUAAUGCAUAUAUUUGCAGAGCUUCCAAAAUUGUAAAAUCUUAGUUUUCCUUAGUUUUCUUAUGUUUCGUUCUUAAUAAAAAAUUAGUAAGUUUUCGUACUACACUAGACAAAUCCUAAGGCCGCGUCGGCAGACUAAGUAAUUGCGUCUUGCUAAAUAUAGUCGAGACUUUCUGAAAGCGGGCGUAUUUAAAAAAAAAAGAAAAAAAGAGAACAAAAAAACCCUGAAAACUAGAAAAACAUAAAAAAAUAAACAAAUCCAGCUUUAAAAGCUCGAAACACUCACCACCAUUCUGACUAACGUCAAAGGCGUAUCUAAGUUGCCGAAUGGCUACAAAAAACUCUAAAUACAUUGCUUCAUUUCUUGAUCCACGUUGACAGUUUCCCUGGACAAAUGGCGCUAUAUUCGUCUUAUCUUUGCUCCGCCCUUUGAUAUUUCUAUAAAUUUGGUCAUUCUUUUCUCCAAUCUUUACAAAAAUGUUUUGUUCCCCAAAAAACAUUGAGGCACCAGAUCUUCCUCAAAAUCGAGUUAUGCUCAAAAUCUAUGCAAAAAAAAAUUGUUGCUUUUUGAUUAAUUUUAAAUUUUACACUUGUGUAUUUCUUUCCCAGUUAAAAAGUGUCAUGUAAAAUAAUACUGUUUUCCAUUGAAAUGAAGGAAAUAUAUUCAUUUAUCACUUUUUAUUUUCUUUUUCGAUGUAAAGUUUAUACUCACAUUUAACGAAACGAUAUAUAUUUUGGAAAAAUUUAAUUAUUUUUUUAGUAACAAUAUCAUUUUCUACUUCAUUUCAUGAGGUUUUAAUACAUAUUCGAUUAUUACGUGCAUCAUUCAUUUCAUGUAAUUUUAUAUGAAUAAAAUGCUAAAAAUUAAUUUUCCAUGUAAUGCUAGAAUAAGUUAAAUGAACCUGUUCUUUAAAUUAAUUUUCAUAUUUUUUCAAUAAAUGUUUUUGAUAUUUAUGUAGUUUAGGAAAAUAGAACUUAGGACAAAAUUAUAACAGCUGUUUAUGCGGUAUAAACAAUAAGAAGUGUAAAUAAAAAACAUAUCAUUUUAUUUGCAUUAAAAAUUAUAUAUAAUUCAGAUGUAAGAAGAAUAAUUGAGUAAAACAAUUAAAUCCCAUUUGGAAUGUCAAGCAGUAAUGAAGCUAUUGACAGCAUAAUAUACAAAUAUUAACUGAAAUUGUUGUGACCAUUCUACUUGAGACCAUAAUUGUAUUCUGAUUCAAUAGUUAAAAGAACAAUCAAAUAGGAUUUAAAUUUAAGUUGCACGUCUGUGUGAUAGAAUUUUAUAAGACUAUGCAAGAGUUACGUCUUAAAUAAAAAUGAUUUCUUCUCA